This is a messenger RNA of Capronia epimyces CBS 606.96, 945 nucleotides long. RefSeq lists its product as uncharacterized. The record is from RefSeq and is a predicted model, not a curated record. Gene Ontology annotation, molecular function: aldose reductase (NADPH) activity. The transcript has a single exon. The coding region runs from base 1 to 945 and encodes 314 amino acids. NCBI's taxonomy places the organism in Eukaryota, Fungi, Ascomycota, Eurotiomycetes, Chaetothyriales, Herpotrichiellaceae. Gene Ontology annotation, cellular component: cytosol.
AUGGCAGCGUCGGCGCUCUUCGAGAAACUGGCCUUACAUGCGCCUCACCUACCCAGCAAGCAAUUCAUCCCGGCUUUCGUCUACGGCACAGCGUGGAAGAAGGACGCCACCAAUGAACUUGUUUAUCAGGCAAUAUCCAACGGCUUCACUGCUAUCGACACUGCUGCUCAACCCAAGCAUUACAGAGAAGACCUAGUCGCCGCCGGGGUUUCGAGAGCUAUCAGAGAUGGACUCAUCAAGAGAUCGGACCUCUACCUGCAGACGAAGUUCACUAGUAUUGGCGGACAAGAUCCUGACGAUAUGCCUUAUGAUCCUACGAGCCCAGUCGUGGAUCAAGUCAACGCUUCAGUAAUGUCGUCCCUCCAGAACUUCAACUUUGCCAAUGUCGUCAAGGACGAUGAUGAGGCAGAGCCGUACAUUGAUACUCUUGUCCUACACUCCCCCAUGCAGUCCCUCAACGAGACUCUGGAAGUGUGGCAGACACUGGAGCAAUAUGUCCCCAACGAAAUUCGAAACUUGGGCAUCUCCAAUUGCAACCUCUUCACACUGAUGGAUCUGUAUGAGCGAUCAACCAUCAAGCCGAGUGUGGUGCAGAACCGCUUCUACCCCAACACGAAAUUUGACAUUGGUGUCCGCCAGUUUUGCAAGGACCACAAUAUCAUCUACCAGAGUUUCUGGACUCUGAGCGCCAAUCCCGCACUGGUGUGGUCCAAAGAGGCAGGCGCUCUAGCGAACCAGUUAGGCAUCAGUCCGCAGUCAGCCCUGUACUGUCUCGUCCUUGGACUUGGGAACAUUACUGUUCUCAACGGGAGCAAGAAGACACAGCACAUGCAGGAAGACUGGAGAGCAGUAGAAAAGGCCAGACAAUAUGCAGAGUUGCAUCCAGCGCAAUGGGAGAGGACAAUGGCGGACUUCAGGAGAAUGAUUGGCCAACCCAAACCGUAG